Molecule: messenger RNA, 507 nt
Organism: Penicillium verrucosum
Lineage: Eukaryota; Fungi; Ascomycota; Eurotiomycetes; Eurotiales; Aspergillaceae
Exons: 2
Coding region: 1-507 (168 amino acids)
Source: RefSeq, a predicted model, not a curated record
AUGCGGAUCCUCGUUCUAGCUCUCACUAUUGCUGGCCUGCGAUCCCUCUCACCGCUCUAUAAUUCCAAACCUCUAGAUGAAACAUGGAAUGCCCUCAUGCCAGCCAUCUGGCUACAAUUAAUUCUCAGCUCCUCAAUUCUCUGCACAUGCAUCCCGACCCUCAAACGUGUCCUCGCCGAGCUCCAGACAGGCAUGAUGGCCGGUGUAGUUUCGGACUUUUUUGAGCAUUCCGUCUCGGGUCACACCAACUCAGGAGAUCGAUCGGCGUCCAAAUCUGAUAAUGUUGUUGGACAGAGAUCAGGAUCAGGGUCGGCAUCUCGCUCGCCAAAUCCAAGACAUUCACUAGAUGCCGAGCGCGUCGAGAGUCAAAAGAAUCUGCGCGAAAAUGCCACCGUUCAAACAAUCAACUAUGAGGCCUUUUACGAAGGUCCUGGUUCUUCCAGUGCCUCAUCUUCUCAUAACCAUGAGAGCGAUGGUUUGAGCAUAUAUUCACAUCGUGGAACCUGA